This is a messenger RNA of Symbiodinium pilosum, 2526 nucleotides long. The record is from the annotation of a GenBank genome assembly. Lineage: Eukaryota; Dinophyceae; Suessiales; Symbiodiniaceae.
AUGAGUGCCGAAGAGGACGAGCUGCCUGAUGGACUCGAUGACCUGGAUCUAGGAGAUGAUCUGGGCGAUGUGGGAGGUGACCUAGGUGAUUUUGAGGCACCUCCCGUUGAGGAAGACACCAAGGGAGUUACCCGAUUCCAAAUGAUCGAGUACAUGAACCAACGCGCAUGGUGGAGACAAAGUCAGUGCAGGUUGUCUUUCACAGGGCUUUUGUGGCUGAUUUUCGCAUAUUUGGCAGUGAUGCGAUCGAACGUGACCCGAGCUUACGAAGUGCAAGAAGCGGUGGUCAACUACGUAGAGGGCAUCAUCUCCCAUCCUGGGGUGAGUGGCGUCCGUUUGCGCACGCCGGCCGAAUCCAACAUGCCUUGCCGUUGCGGCUGCCGUCACAUCGGUGGUUUUCCUGAGACCUCCUGCUCAGACGAUGGCCAGACAGAGGCUUUCGAGUUCCUGGGUCGGCUUCCAGGUAACACUGCAGAGCGGCUUGUUGCAGCUACAGGGGGCUUCUACCCCAUGGGGGCCCAGGACAUGGAGCCCAUGACGUGGCGCCGCAUCCAUGGGGCUCAGGAUGUUUUGGUGUGGCUUGAACAUGGGUUUCUUCCCAAUAUUUGGGGCACUGUGGCAGGGCGGGUCAUCCGAAGACCUGGCUUGAUCUUGAACCGGAACUUGGUGGUAGGUGGUGUCCGUGCCAGGCAGAGGCGCGCAAACUUGGAUUUGGAAAGUUGCAAUCUACCACCUUCGCUACAGGGCUGGUACACUGUCCAAUGCCGCAGCGCAGAAGCAGCUAGUGAUCCCUUUGGCCCCUUGGCGGACGUGAACUUCACCCUGGUUGACCAGAUGCCAGUUGGAGUGCGAAACGCCUUCUUGUCAACCGGGACCGGCGCCUACGAUGCUUACUUUGAUGUGGAGCGGCCACUCAGGGACGCGCUGGAGACAGCCACGCAGCUGCGCCGCAAUGGCUGGUUGACGGAAGCAGCAACAUCUCUCCAGCUGGAAGCCCUAAUGCUGAACGGCGAGAGCGGCUCCUUCGUGAUUCUCAGCAUCAACUUUGAGUGGUUGAACGAUGGCGGCAUCACCAAGACAGUUCGAAGCCAUGUGUUUCGAGCAGUUCCUGGACAGACCUCUGUGAUGGAUUUUCUGCCGGAAAUUUGCUGGCUCGUGCUGAUCCUACUUUUGCUGAGACAAGAGCUGUGGGAAGUGUUGAAGAUGACUUUCAGGCGUGAGCUUCGAAGCUAUUUGUCAAACUUCUGGAAUGUCGUGGACUGGGUGUCCAUCGGAGUGGGCAUUGCUCUCGCAGUGUACUCAUUGUGGAUCCAGGAGUACACAGCAGUGCUGGCUACAGCUGUCUCACAGCUACCACGCGCCCCUCUCGCUAGUGACAUUGAUGAGCUUGCAUACCAGGGCAGGUGGUCCAAGAACAUUGACGAUGCCCACGACAUUGUUGUUAUGCGUGGCUACUUUCAGUUGAGUCUCUUCUGGUAUUCCUCGAUUAUUACUGCAAGGAUGCUGAAAGGGUCUCUUGGUCAGGCCAAGUUGGCGAUGAUACAGAUAACUUUGGCGGAUGGCUUUUGGGACGUCCUUCACUUCAUGAUGAUUUUCCUUGUUGUCUUCAACAACUUUGCCGUUGGGGGGAAAAUCUUAUUUGGUCCAGAGCUGGAAGGAUGGUCGACGUACCCGCAGUGCUGUGCUAGUGCCGUGAUGAUGCUGAUGGGAGCGGCGAAUUUCGAUCAGCUCUACGGAGUUGCGCCGAUUUCAUCAACAAUUUGGUACUGGCUGUUCAUCUUGAUGAUGAUGUUUCUCAUGAUGAACUUACUGACGGUGAUCAUAGUAGACCAUUUCUGCCAGACAAGAGAUUGCUGCGGUGACACUGCCGGAAUCCUGCAUGAUCUGAAGCUCUCGUGGAAAGAGUUCCUGUUCAAGCUUGAGUGGCGCAGGGACCAGCUUCGAGAAGGAGAGUACAAGGCAUGUUUCCUUGGUGAUCCUUAUGAAGGCCUACUAGAGGGCUUGAUGCAGAAUGCAAAGGCAGGAGAUACCAUGGAGCAGGCUGCUGAGAAGCACUGCUUGGCCUUGCGACUGAAUAGGAAAAAGAUUGAGGACUUAAGCGUGGAGGCCCCAUCCGCCGAUGCAAAUCCUGGCUUUGGCAUUGUGAAAAAUCUUGAGCUCCGGAAGAUUGCCUGUGAUGCAAGUACUGCCCAGUUCUUGCUGGACGGGUGCGAGAAUUUUGUAGCAUCAGAGAAGAGCACUCUGCAUUUGGGAGUGUUGAAUCAAGUGCGGAGCUUCGUAAGCUUGUUGAAGCAGAGCAAAGAGACGUUGGACUCCCACUGCAAGUUGAUGGAGGAGGGCAUCGUCGAAGAUCAAGAAGAGCUGGAACAGAUCAUGACCCGCCUUGAGGAGUCGGUGCAAGCUGCCUUUGAAGGCUUCCAGGAGCUAGCCUCCACGGGUAUUGACACCCUGGCGCCGCCAGCCCUCGGCCAAGGUGGAGAGAUGAAGCAGGCUCUCACUGACCUGAGACAGACUGCAAUGGCCUGA